AUGGCAAAAGCAUUAAUCGAUUCCGCAUUUCAUCCAACAGAAAUCAUCGCAUUAAUCCAAUACAAAUUCACUCAAUCGUCGUCAUCAUCAUCAUCUGUUUUGACUCGCAAGGAAAAAAUAGCAUGCUGGCGUAAAAGUAAAAUACGAUGUUACGAGUUUCUUAAUUUGACGUCGCGAUCUUUUGCAGUUGUUAUACAGGAAUUGAAUGAAGAGUUAAGAGAUGCAGUUUGCUUAUUUUAUCUUGUUUUACGUGGAUUGGAUACGAUCGAGGAUGAUAUGACAAUUCCAAUCGAGAAAAAACUUCCCAUAUUGAGAGAUUGGGAAAAGAUUAUCGCCACAGAUGGAUGGAAUUUCACAGAAAAUGGUCCAGAUGAGAAAGACCGUCAGUUGUUGGUGGAAUAUCCGGUUGUCAUUGAAGAACUAGAGAAGCUUGAUACAGUUUAUAAAGAAGUGAUUUUUGAUAUUGCCAAGCGAAUGAGUAAUGGCAUGGCCGACUAUGCAACAAAUGCCGCACAUAAUGAGUACGGCGUGAACACGAUAAAAGAUUAUGAUGAGUAUUGUUUUUAUGUGGCUGGCUUGGUUGGAUUAGGUCUAAGUAACUUGUUUAGUGCUAGUGGUCUCGAGAGUCCUGAAGUGGGAAAGAACACGAAAUUAUCAAUUUCAAUGGGUCUCUUCCUCCAAAAAACAAACAUCAUCCGAGACUAUCUUGAAGACUUGAAUGAAAAUCGACGUUUCUGGCCAAAAGAAAUCUGGUCCAAAUAUGCCAGCAAUCUGAGCGAUCUCAAAGACCCCGAUCACAAGAAACAAGCAAUCGACUGUCUAUCGAACAUGUGUCUGGACGCGUUGCAACAUGUACCCGAUUGUUUGGUGUACAUGGGCAAUAUACGUGAUCAGAAAAUUUUUAAUUUUUGUGCUAUUCCUCAGGUGAUGGCUAUCGCUACUUUGGCGCUUGUGUUUAAAAAUUACAACAUUUAUCUGAGAAAUGUAAAGAUUCGAAAAGGGGAGACUGUAAAGUUGAUUCAAAAAGCAACGAAUAUAUUGAAUGUGAUCGAUAUUUUUCGUCAUUACACACAAGUAAUCAUCACAAAAAACGAUUCACGAGACCCAAACUUUUUAAAGAUUAGCAUCGCAUGUGGACAGAUUAAACAAUGGUGUCAAACACUCGAAGCCAGUCACAAAUUAUCCUCCAAAUCCAAAGCAUUCAACAAAACUAGCGAACUCAACUUAUUUGACGCGCAACUGUUCAUCUUGUUUGUUCUCUUGUUGCUGGCUACUACCGGAUGGGCUAUGCAUUUAUGGGGGAUCCAUUGGGAACAGGUUGUUAAUCAUUUGAUAUUUUUCAAUUAG
Molecule: messenger RNA, 1347 nt
Organism: Ambispora gerdemannii
Lineage: Eukaryota; Fungi; Glomeromycota; Glomeromycetes; Archaeosporales; Ambisporaceae
Source: the annotation of a GenBank genome assembly